UAUUUCAUAGUACAAUAUUUAAAAUUAUUUUCCUAGCUCCCCCAGAAUGGUUAAAGGAACCAAUAAACGCAGUGGGAAAAGAGGGAGAAAGAUUAGUGUUAGAGUGUCAAGCAAGAGGGGUUCCACAACCAACAAUCACUUGGACAACAGAUGGUAAAAAUUCUCCUGUAUCGAAUGAUGCCGGAUCUCAGAUUCGAGUUCUGCCAACAGGUUCUCUAAUCAUAAGCAGUCUAGACUCUUCAAUGCAAGGACAGUAUACUUGUGUAGCAGACAACGGGUUAGGAGAUUCUUUGAAAAAGCAAAUUUCCAUAUCUGUAAGGGGUGAGUUUUUGAAACAUUCACUCUUAGUUGCUUUUCAUGAUUAAUAUACAUAUUCAUUGUUCGUCUAGCUUUGCUUUUUUACAUAUAUUGAUU
Molecule: messenger RNA, 414 nt
Organism: Parasteatoda tepidariorum (common house spider)
Lineage: Eukaryota; Metazoa; Arthropoda; Arachnida; Araneae; Theridiidae
Source: RefSeq, a predicted model, not a curated record